UAGUAAACAUAGGCUACGUGUAGGUAGUAGAAGUCCGACGUUCAUAAUUCUGCGCGAAGCUGAAUCCGUUUAUUCAAGAGUGGCAGAAGUUUUAUGAUACUCACAAUUUUAUAUCCUUUUAUAAUCCUAACAAUUCUUAAAUUUCCAAUAUUGAAGCUGCUAACACAUCAUUCUGAAUGUUUUAGUUAGUUGCUCUCCGGCGGGCUGAAGAAGAAAAUAUGUGGACUUGCAAAAAAUGUAGUAAACCUGUUUAUUUCGCGGAGCGUAUCCAGUCUCUGGGAUUUGACUGGCACCCGUCCUGCCUCGUCUGCUGCGAGUGUGGAAAAAAGUUACAUCCAGGACAGCAUGCCGAGCAUGCGGCUGAGCCAUACUGCCAUCAUCCUUGCUAUGGUGCACUCUUUGGUCCCCGUGUAUUUGGCCAUGGAACCCGCACUGAGUGUCACGGGGACUUUGGGAAACGCAACCAUGAGGCUGGUCCAGACAGAGUCUUGCUGGAGGCGAAGCUGCGGGAGUACAACCUCGCGCACGAGGGCAAGCCUGGGGAGAUCACCUGCCGCCAGGUGAACGGGCGUGCUGUGCUGGAAGGCAUCCUGCGCAUCCACUGGGCGGUGCAGGGCGUGAUCCACCUGAAUGUACAUCCCCACGUGAACGGUCGUGCUGUGCUGGAAGGCAUCCUGCGCAUCCACUGGGCGGUGCAGGGCGUGAUCCACCUGAAGCAGGAGGACCCUGGCAGGGCUGGUGCUGAGGGCGUCGUCAGGAGCUGCAGCAGAGGCAGCGUCAACAGCGGACCUGCUACUGACGAAGAGGAUGAUGAGGAGAACACUUCUGAUUCUUACCUCGAAAACUCCCACGGUUACGCAGGGCCGGACUCCUGCUACGCGACCAUGAAGAUACGCACGGUACGCAGGAGGCGAGAUCCUACGCAAACGCAGUCCAUGCGGGACUCCCUGCUGGUGGUGCCUGGGGGUGAUGGUGAUGAAGGGGGUGAUGGUAUCACAUUGAGUGGUGAUGUAGGUGGUAAUGAUGGUGCAUCUAACGACAUCCACAUGAACGGUACUAAGAGCAAUGGUACCAUGCACCACGAUACACCCACCGGUACCACGUCUGUUGUACAGGACGGUAUCUCAGGUACCGGCAACGAUGGUUCGUCGUCAAGUAACAACGGUCACAGCAACGGCCCUGGCAACGGCACCGGCAACGGCCCCGGUACCGUCAGGAGUAACGGGACGCUCAAGAAAAGGGUUUCUUUCUCCCAAGUGGACUGGACCGAGAAACUUAGGGACGUAAAGAUGGACAGAGAGGAGGGCGGUGGUCAUAUGAUGGACGGCGAGGACAGAGAGACAACAGACAAAGCGGAGGACGGUAACGGAGCGCCGCCACAACAGGCAGAGACCACCGCUUCUGUGAUGGACAGAGAAGGUUCAGGUGGCAUCAGUCCAUCAGCGGACAAGCGGUCUAAAGGACGCAGCCAGCUACGUCGUCGUCCUGGUCGCCGGAUGGACAAACGUAAAGUCAAACGUCGGUGUUCCAUCAACGGCCAUAUGUACCUUCGGGAGACCUCGAGCUUCCGUCCCUCUGUAGACACUCCCCCAGCCGUAGUGCGUGCCACCAGCACCACCACCACGACCCACAUCAUCACCACGCUGCUGGAGAAGUACAAGAUAGAGAUGAGUUCUAGCACCUUUGCUUUAUACGUCGCUAAGGACAACGGUGAGAGACGUAAACUCCUACCGACGGAGGCCCCGUUGGUGGUGAGGGUUCUCUUAGGUCCCCACGAGAACGUCGCACGUCUCGUCAUCUCCGACGUCGCCGACACCCCUGACGUUACCCCGGAGAUGGCAGAGUUUGUGCACCUGUCGCUGGCAGAAUGUCGGGCAAUUCUGCGUCAGUAUGAACUGGAGGAGCGCCAGAACAUCAGGGCGAUAAGAAGCAAGUACGACGAAAUUAGGUUCUACUGCCAAUAUUGGCUCGAGCAGAAGAACGGGCCAGCCAAUACAAACGGGUCACUGGGUCCCUGAUGCAU
Messenger RNA from Hyalella azteca, 2023 nucleotides. RefSeq lists its product as uncharacterized. The transcript is spliced from 9 exons. Bases 219 to 2018 code for a protein of 599 amino acids. The record is from RefSeq and is a predicted model, not a curated record. NCBI's taxonomy places the organism in Eukaryota, Metazoa, Arthropoda, Malacostraca, Amphipoda, Hyalellidae. Gene Ontology annotation, biological process: signal transduction.